AUGGUUGACGUGGACGCUACGACGCUUGACGCUCUUGUUACUUUCUGCUACACUGGUAAAAUAAAGAUCACCGAGAGCAAUCUCUUAAUAGUCAUAACAGGAGUGGCCAGAAGGACGCUUGCUCGAGGAUUCAUACUCACGCAACCGUAUUCAGCGCAGAAAUACGUAUGUGGCGAGUUCAUGAUGAGGUUAUUGCAUCCAUCGAACUGCUUGGGAAUUCGAGCGUUCGCCGAUACCUAUGCAUGCCAGGAACUUCUUCGCUGCGCUGACAAGUAUAUCUCUCAUAAAUUCAAAGAUGUCGUUCAUGCUGAGGAGUUUCUGCAGCUUUCUGCUGAUCGUUUAAUUGAAGUAAUUUCAUGUGAUAAGCUCCGCGUGCGAUCAGAGAACCAGGUUUUCACAGCUGUGCUUGAAUGGGUGAGGUUUGACCUGGCAGCUCGGAAACAGUUCCUCCCUAGGGUUUUGGAGCACGUACGGCUUUCGUUCUGUCAGCCAGAGUUCCUUGCCGAUACGAUAAGCAAGGACGAGCUAGUGAUGACUAAUGUGACGUGCCGAAAUUUCGUCGAUGAAGCGAAGGCUGGUCGAAAUUACUUACUUCUGCAACUGUUUACACUUGAACGACCAAACGUAGAAGCACCUCGCAUUCGACCGCGCGUACCUUUCAAAUGUAAAAAGGUAUUAUACGUUGGUGAGUCAAUAUGUAGCAGUUUUGAGUUUUCUUACCACACAGUGACUGGAAAGUAUGGUCCGCGAAUUUGUAUAUGA
Ostertagia ostertagi is the source of this 762-nucleotide messenger RNA. The record is from the annotation of a GenBank genome assembly. NCBI's taxonomy places the organism in Eukaryota, Metazoa, Nematoda, Chromadorea, Rhabditida, Trichostrongylidae.